AAACAUCUUUUCAGCAAUCGCAUUUCAUCAUACUUCCCUAAAAAUACUUCGAGACCAGCCUAAUUAAAACCGCCAGGUCCUCACCGUGAAGGAAUUUUCCAAGUGCGACUUUCCCUUUACUCCCAACUCACACUCACUCACGUUCGAGAGAGAGAGAGAGAGAGAGAGAGGUGUGAGGUGAAUUGGAAGGGAGUCAGCGAAAAACAAUGAUUCGGGGAGUGAUAAUAAUGAACGAUCAAGGCAAGCCUCGCCUCAUCAGAUUCUACGAAUUUCAGCCUGUGGAGAAGCAGCAGGAGCUGGUUCGAAGCAUUUACAAAAUUUUAUGCAGUAGAGCUGAGAAUGUCAGUAAUUUUGUUAAAGUGGAUUCGCUCUUUGGGCCGGAUGUACGGCUUGUGUACAAAACUUUUGCAACAUUGUACUUUGUUUUCAUAUUCGAUAAUUCUGAGAAUGAGCUUGCAAUGCUAGAUCUCAUGCAAGUUUUCGUGGAGACAUUGGACAAGUGUUUCAGUAAUGUGUGUGAGCUUGACAUAGUGUUCAAUUUUAACAAGGUGCAUACAAUUUUAGAUGAGAUCAUAUUAGGUGGCCAAGUGCUUGAGACAAGUUCUUCAGACGUCGUGAUGGCGGUUGAAGACAUAUCAAAGCUGGAAAAGAAUUCAAAUUCAAUUAUUCCAUCUAUUCCUGGUUGGCAGGGUCGAUAGCAGCAGAACGCAUGUAACUUCUUUGAUUUUAACAAAGUUAUGUUAAGUAAAGCGAUUGAGACCUCUUUUGCCAUCUAUCUCAAUCCCAGCAUCAUCUCAACAGUACUCGGAAGAUAUAUUUGACAUCUACUUUCUGUGAAUGCUGAUUUAUGGUUUUCUUUAACAAGCAAUAUUUCAUAUCGCGGGGCAUGUCCCUGCAAUAGAACAACAUUGUUGAGUGAGACAUUCCUUGAAUGAGAUGAUUCCAUCUUUAUUCUUUCA
This is a messenger RNA of Sesamum indicum (sesame), 959 nucleotides long. Its product is annotated as Clathrin adaptor complex small chain family protein. NCBI's taxonomy places the organism in Eukaryota, Viridiplantae, Streptophyta, Magnoliopsida, Lamiales, Pedaliaceae. Gene Ontology annotation, cellular component: membrane coat. Gene Ontology annotation, biological process: vesicle-mediated transport; intracellular protein transport. The record is from RefSeq and is a predicted model, not a curated record.